Amoebophrya sp. A120 is the source of this 4430-nucleotide messenger RNA. The record is from the annotation of a GenBank genome assembly. NCBI's taxonomy places the organism in Eukaryota, Dinophyceae, Syndiniales, Amoebophryaceae.
CAAGCCACGCUCAACACGUGUGUCCGUUCUCGUGCCAUAAACCUUUUAUUUUUGGAGCGCGGAGAAUGUCCUGAAUUUGGGUCUCUGGCGCACGUCGCCUGCUGUCAAAAAUGCCAUCGUGGCUUGCUUGCACGCACGCAAGCUCAGGACAGGAGGUUGUACGCAAGCGAGCUAAUUUGAAGUUGGCGCUUGUCCUAUCGCCACAUCGCUCACAGAAGUCUAGCCGUUGGUGAGUUCGGUCGAACCCAAUUUUUGAGUGGAGGCGAUGCGGAGGUUCUGGUGUUUUUCCGUGGCCGUUGCGACACGGGGGCUGCUGGAGGAGAACAGCGACGAGGAUCGCUUCGCUCCAUUUCACGAUGUUUUCGUCGGUACAGAACUUGGCAUCGAUGAUCUUGUCGUCGCAGGGUCCGUAUCAGAGCGACGCGCCACAGACACCAGCACGGGACUUCUGCAGUCCGCUGGGCGAAAUGCUGCAAAGGAUGAUAGUAGCCGCGACGAUGUCUCCGCCGGCGAGCACACUGCCACAACAUCCGCGUAUCAAGCGGCGCUGGAGAGGGGCGUUGACUGGCGACCAACCACGAUCGUGCCAGCAGCGGAGUUUCGGAAGCAAAUUCAUAUCCAGACAGAUAGGUGGGUUACAACUGGUGCAGCUGAAAGCGAAGCCCCCACGUCCACGGUCCGCCUGACCAAAUUGUCGGUCCACACGAGCGCCGAUCAAGUCGCGUUCGCGGAAUUCCAUCAGACGAGUGCAAACCUUUUACAGGGCGGAACAAGCGCAGCCUCUGCGAAAUCAUUGUCCUCGUCCCUUGUCACUGGCGAGCUGCUUUUUACCUGUCGGCGCUCUGGCCAGGCCAAAAUCACGCUACGCUUCGAGCUGGAAAGACCGCGCAAUGCCGCAGCAGGGACGAUCGAGCUUGCAUCCGACCCCCACAGGAGCAUCGUGGAUGUGAAUUUCGAGAAGCACUGUCUGGGUUUUCCGCUGAUCGGUCUCUCCGUGCUGCAGGACGGCACCCCGGAAAGUUCGCAAAAGCUCUUCGAUUCUUCGAAAGACGAAUUGUCGACGGCCUCGGCUGAAGCGGAAAGUGUGCGGCGGCAUCUGGAGGCGGCACGGUUUGCAGCUUCAGGUGCACGGUCUGCUGCGGAAGGCGAAGACAGCAGAAAAUCCGCAACAGCUGGCGCUUCGUUUGCGCAAGACCCGGGCAAUGAGGACAUCAAGAGUCAAGAACAAGAUGACAGCAAUUCUUACCCGUUUCUGGUGCAAGAAGGAGUCGCGCGUGGCCUGGUAGAUGCGAGUAACUUCUUUUCGUCAGUGCACAAGCUGGGUGACCUCGUCGGGAACGCUGCCACGCCGGUUCUGUAUUUCUCGGAGAAGUCCUCGUCAUCUUCAACUUCAGCUUCAUCGCAUGCAGAAACCGCACCGCAUAUUUCUCCGGCAGGCGGGAGCGAUAACUUUCAUUCAGCAGGGAAUAGAGGGACUGGUGCUGCUGCCGACACGUCUACUACAGCAGCUGGAGCAGUGCCGGCUUUGCUCGCGGACAGCCCUGUGUGGGUUUUCGAUUCGGCACUCGUUGUGCCCCUGGCAUUAACCGCGCCGUCCGAAGUCGUUUUUUCCCCCGUGGAAAUUGAAGUCCAGGGUUCUCUUUCAAGUCGGCUCUCCCACUACUUGGGCUCCCUGGCAAGCGGUGGGAGCAUUCUCGAUCAGCGACCGGCUAGUACCUCGGACGAAGUGCAAGAUAGUACCGCCAUGCUGUGGGCAAAAUCAAAAUCCGUUCCAAGUCGGCGGGCCAUGCAGAAGUUGUUGCACCAGACAGCUACCGCGAAUCGCCGAGGUGAGGAAGUGGCUCUGAGUAUGCCUGAAGUUGCUGCCAACAGCAGCGACGGUGUCAGCACAGGAGACACGACUACGUCUAGCGUAACUGCCGAGGAGUCCAGCCGUGGAAACCGGGACUACAUUUCGUCCGGCGAGCAAGCUCUAGCAACUGUGCCAAACUCACCAGCAUCUUCUAAUACGGCAAGUACAGCACAACUAAACGACGACGGGCUGGAGAGCCCAGAAUUGCCCGAUUCGAUCAGAUUUUCGACAUCUACCUCUUUCAAACCUUCCGCAGAAGCAGCAGCAGCACCAGAUGUAGUCGAAGAGAGCGACCUGUUGACCACGCGAGCGGGGGCCGUGUCGUUUUUACAAACGCGCUCGUUGGAUUCCUCAUCAUCAACCCUGUUCGGUGCUGGUGCACUGAUUCUCAAGUGCGACAGUUACGGUCCGGGCUUGGUCCGUGUGACUUUUUCCGCUUUCCCGGCUUACCAACCCUACGCCCCGGUUCGUUUCGAGCGCGCAAUUUUUUGUGGCCACGAAAAGCAGCGGCCCGACUACGUGCUGGCACAGGUUUUGUCCGGAGAUCAUGAUGUGGUCAUCUCCAGAGCACAAGAACAGGCCGCAGAAAAUGUUGACAUCAUCAGGGAGAAUCUUCUCGGAACAAGUAGCCCUGCGUUCUUUCGUCCCGCUGUUCUGCAAGACCGGUACUCCUUUCUCGCUGCCAACCAGCACGCGGUACUACCGGAGAUGAAGGCCCUGGCGAUGUUGAGCGAAAAUCUUCCCGCUCGUCCUGGUGGUGCAACUACUACUCUGAGGGAAGAGGUUUCUAUGCCACUGGCCUUGCUCGAGGGUGAGCGAGAGGUAAGUGCUCCGGCCGACCUUGCGUGGGAUGAGGAUCGAUCAGUGUUUCGGAUUCUGCGCGCCGACGCUGCGGACGAAUACCAGGUGCAAUGCGCCACCGCCGGUGUGCAUGGUUCACAAACGUCCAAGGCCCUGCUACCAACGCGGACGAGCUUCAAAUUUCGUGCGGGAGAGACGGAGAUGACGGACAAGUCAACCAGAAGUACUCAAGCGCCUACUGUGAGCAACCGCAAUGUCGAGGCAGGUAUCAAACGCGAUUCAUCUUCCCAGCGUUCUCGGUAUUCUGAGGUCACGGUGGACUACCAGUGCGCCCGCUCCGGCUUGUUUCAGUGCACCCUGAAGCCACGCUGGGCUUCAGUGAAAGAGCAAUACCGGGGAGACGGCUUACGCUGGAACAAACAGUGUGGUGGGGCGCGAGGGAUCACGGUAAUAAGUCGGGACGCCACCAUGUUCGGACCCUUGUCGCUGCUUGCUGCGGUGCGGAGUAAUUCGAAGGACGAAAGCCAAACUGAUGAAUCAGGUAGAAGCACCGCUACCGGUGAAUCUGGUUCUUCUUCUUUCUUCCCUACUAGUACUUCCGACAAGCUGUUGCUGCUCCCCGCUGAAGCAAAUCUUGCGACUUUUGUUCUGCACGCGGAAAAGCCAGUGCUGUUGCGGGGACCGCCACGAGUUCGGGUUUUGAGCAACGGAGCAUCACCAACAUCAUCCGAAGAGCAGAAAGCAACAAAUGAUCUGCUCCGUGUGCAGCUGGUGCGCGGUGACGAUAUUACUUCGAUCGACAGAGACACCUUGCUGACCGCACAGUUUCAAUGCACGGUGCCCGACGCGGCAGCUGCAGAAGAGGGGGUCUCGGACCGUCAGGGCUCCGAAGAGAUUUCGAGCAAAGGCGCAAAUGCGGACGGAGAUCUAGACGUGGAAAUCGCUUUGCCGAUCGAGAAGCCGUUGCCGGAGGACGCAGACACGCUUUCCUUUCGCAUCAAAAAGCGAUGUGCAGACGCGGCCGGCACAGGAAGCUUUUUUUCUCGGAGAUUCGCAGCAGGAGGAAAUCGAAAUUCCGGAAGCAGUACUGCAACAUCGCAUGGAAAAGAAUCGCGCGGUGCUGCACCCAGCGGGUUGGCGCUUCUGCUUUUGAGGAUGCAAAGCGGGAUAGCAAAACUCGCGGCGCCAUCACAUGACAGUUACUUCGGCCGAGUGCUCGGAGCAAUCCUUCCGUCGAGCAGCGGGGGAGCACUAGUACUGCCAAUCGCGGCCUCGUUGAUGGUUCUCGCUCUGCUUUUCAGCUGCAUCGGAGCAACAGCCUUGGGAGGUUCCGGAGGUUUCUGGCGCCGGAUUAUCUUCAUGAAAAAAGACAGAGCUGACGCGUCCUCUGCAGGUGAGUCGUUGGUUGGGCACGCGGCAGACGCAACGACAUCGACGAAGACCAGCAAGGCGGCAUCAACGAGAAGCAAGAAACGCGGAUCCCAGAGAAGCUGAGUCAAAACUAACUUUCGAAUACCUGGAUGGACCGACUGUUUCCUUUUCUUUUGGACGUUUCCGUUUUUUCAUGAUUUUGGUAGAACGACAAAUUCAAAUUGCGCCUCGUUCUUAGCAGGCAAUGAUGAUGAAGAUGCAAAGCCCAACGCCGUACUAGCUACAGCACCUUUGUACGAUUCAUUGUUCGUGUUUUUUCCGACGUGUUUUAAGUAUAUCUUUGCAGAGGAGCGAGACCUUGGAUUGCGAUGUACAGAGGAAGAAGUUCCACGGCAAAGCACGUUCC